AUGUCGGACUCUGAGGACAUGACGGAGUUCGCCAGCAUCGUUGAGCGGAUCGAGCGGGGCGAGGUCCCGAUCAAAAACAUUGAGAGGGAGCUGAUCUGUCCGAUCUGCAAGGAGCUGUUCACCCAUCCUCUGAUCCUGCCAUGCCAGCACAGUGUCUGCCACAAGUGUGUCAGAGAGCUGCUGAUGCUGAACCAUGAGGACUCUUUUGAUGCCGGCUCCGAGUGCUCCCUGCCGGGCAGCCCCAGGUCCAGGGUGCCCUCCCCCUCCAUGGAGCGGCUAGACAGGCUUGUGCGAUCAGGCUCCAUCUCAUCCCCGGGGUGGCGCAGAGGAUCUGUGACCCCUCGUGUCACUACGAUCGCAUGCCCGGGCUGCCAGCAUGACAUUGACCUUGGUGAGCGCGGCAUCAGUAUGCUCUUCCGCAACUUUACCCUGGAGAGCAUCGUGGAGCGCUACCGCCAGGCAGCCCGCGCAGCCAUCGCCAUCAUGUGUAACAUCUGUAAGCCUCCGCAGCAGCAGGAGGCUACCAAGAGCUGUAUGGACUGCAAGGCUAGCUACUGUAACGAAUGCUUCAAACUCCACCACCCCUGGGGCACACCUAAAGCCCAGCAUGAGUACGUCGGCCCCACCACAAACUUUAGGCCCAAGGUGCUCAUGUGUCCAGAGCAUGAGAUGGAGAAGGUGAACAUGUACUGUGAAGUCUGCAAACGGCCCGUGUGUCACCUCUGCAAGCUGGGAGGAUCCCACGCCAACCACAAAGUCACCUCCAUGAGCAGUGCCUACAAGAUCCUCAAGGAGAAGCUGGCCAAAAGUAUCCAUUACCUCAUCAGCAAAGAAGACCAAGUCAGGACUCAGAUUACUGAACUUGAUCUGCUCAUCAGUCAGACGGAGGAAAACGGCCAGCUAGCAGAACGUCAAGCCAAUGAGCACUUUGAGCGUCUGUUCGAGACUCUGCAGGAGAGGAAAACAGAGAUGCUGAGAUCAAUUGAACAGUCCCGUAACCGACGCCUGGACCAACUCAAGACCCAGGUGGAGGAGUACCAGGGCAUGCUGGAGAACAGUGGUCUGGUGGGCUACGCUCAGGAGGUGCUUAAAGAGACGGAUCAGUCCUGCUUUGUACAGACCGCGAAGCAGCUGCAUGUCAGAAUCCAGAAGGCCACAGAGUCUCUGAGGACUUUCCACCCUUCAGCUGACCCCUGCUUUGAUGAGUUUGUGCUGAACACAUCCAGAGAAGAGACUCUGUUGAAAGAGAUGUGCUUUGGUGGAGACCCCCCGCUGAUUGACCUGUCCCAAAGCAAAGUCUACAAUGAGGCUGCAAUCUGCUGGAGGCUGUCUGAUGACCAUCUACCUACAGAUCACCACAUGCUUGAAUACCGCAGGUGGGACGGUGAGGACAGUGGGGUCUGGAGAACCACAGACCGGGUGUAUGGUCCCAGCACUGUAGUGUGUGACCUGGAGCCUGACAGCUUGUACUCUUUCAGGGUCCGAAGCUGCAGAAACUCCAUGUUCAGCCCCUACAGCCCUGAGGUCACCUUCCAUACACCUCCUGCACCGACUUUUGGUUUCCUGUUCAGCGACAAGUGUGGAUUCAGCACAGAGCGCCUGAUUCUAAACAAACGACGGGACACCGUGGAGAGUGUAGCAGGCAUUGCCUUCCUCCUUGCAGCAGAGCGCGUGCAGACGGGCAGCUACAUCGGGCUAGACUACAUAAUUGGGGACACAGGCAUCUCUCAGGGAAGACACUAUUGGGCCUUCAAGGUGGAACCGCAGUCCUAUAUGGUUAAAGUUGGAGUGGCCUCUGACUCGAAGCUGCUCGAAUGGUUUCACAAUCCUAGAGAUACCAGCAGUCCAAGGUACGAUCAUGAUAGUGGGCAUGACAGUGGCAGCGAAGACGCAUGCUACGAGCUCUCCCAGCCCUUCACCCUCCUCACAGUGGGUAUGGGCAAACUCUUCAUCCCCAAGGCUUCGUCAUCCUCCUCUGUUUCCACAGCAGCUGCACCGGCCGGUGACCCUGGAAACCGCAUACUUCCUAUGCCACAACGCAUGGGGGUAUGCCUCGAUUAUGAGGCAUGCCGGGUGUAUUUUUAUGAUGCCGACACCAUGAGGUGCCUUUAUGAGAGGCAGGUGGAUUGUUCGGGAACAAUGUAUCCAGCUUUUGGCCUCAUGGGUGGCGGCAAGAUUCAACUGGAAGAGUUCAUCACUGCCAAGAGACUGACCUUUUGAGGAGGGAUGGAGGUCGUCGAUACAUUGGGACCUGCAUCUCUUUAAUUAUCCAUAUUUCUGAAGGUCAGAUGAGGCAAAUGUGGUCAAAGCUGUUGGUCCUUAAUGUGAUAAUGGGAUCUCUGCCAGAGCCUGGCGUAUUUAGAGCUGGUAUGUAUAAUG
Scomber japonicus (chub mackerel) is the source of this 2379-nucleotide messenger RNA. RefSeq names its product tripartite motif containing 36 (gene trim36). The record is from RefSeq and is a predicted model, not a curated record. The transcript is spliced from 13 exons. NCBI's taxonomy places the organism in Eukaryota, Metazoa, Chordata, Actinopteri, Scombriformes, Scombridae. Gene Ontology annotation, molecular function: protein binding; zinc ion binding. Bases 1 to 2220 code for a protein of 739 amino acids.